Messenger RNA from Cryptococcus deneoformans JEC21, 3355 nucleotides. RefSeq lists its product as hypothetical. NCBI's taxonomy places the organism in Eukaryota, Fungi, Basidiomycota, Tremellomycetes, Tremellales, Cryptococcaceae. The coding region runs from base 43 to 3234 and encodes 1063 amino acids. The record is from RefSeq and is a predicted model, not a curated record. The transcript has 5 exons.
CCCAGCGACGACUACAAACUUCACAAUAACAUCUCCACAACCAUGGCUGCUCAAGCCGAGUCAAGCCACUGCAUACUAGAAUCCUCUCCAAGGGUUCCCACCCCUGCAAAGCAGCUUCAAGUAAAGAAGAGAGUGGUGAACCUCGUCAACCCAGCCGAUGUAGAGGAUUUUUCACCUCAAAAAAGCACUUCACCCACAGGGUCUCCUGCUAACACACACACUAUAACUGAGUUUCUCAAAGCAAAGACGUCCUCUCCGCCUAUCCUUCCUCGCCUAAGCGAAUUGCAACAGCAAGCAGGAAAUCUUACACCAAACGGCAGUGGUGUGAAGGGCAUCCUGAGACCUUCUGGGACUCCUGGUUCUGGAAAUGGAGUUCGAUUCUUCCACAAGAAACAAUUUCGAGUCAUUACCCCCAAUUCCUCCGUCCUUCCACCAUCCCCAGCUAAGCCACCACCAACACCCACAUCCAGCUCUUUCUUUUCUCAGCUACUUGCGGUCACUAUGUCUCCUCGUCGUAAAGAGCCUGAAUCUGAGCCUGAGCCUGUAGGGAACGAAGAAAGUUGGGAGAAGCCAGGUGAAGAGGGUGAACUAUCAUUGGUCGCUUCAACUGGAUCGGCUGGGAGCAUCAUCAUCCAUGGCGACGAGGAUGAAGAAGAUGUGGAAGAAGAGGAACCUUGGAAUGGCGAGCCCCAAAUACACUCCUCGCCUUUAGGAUUACCCGCUGUACCUGAGGGCAACACAUCCAAAGAUGCGUCCUACGGUGAAUUCGAACUUCCUUCGGUUGAGUGGCACCUUCCAGAAGAUAUGUCGAACCUGUUAUCUACAAAAUUUCCGGAAAAAGACUCGUUCUCAGUUGCUGAUCCGACUUCAACCUCCACCACUGCUUCAUCAAGAGACUUGUUUGCCGAUCAAUCUUCUUUUCGAGAUGGCUUAACUUCUGAGGCAGCCGCCUCCAGAUCACUGAAACACGGCAAGGUGGAGAGGAGGGCCGAAGCGGAAUUCUGGGGCGUACAGCCCGACGAGUCCGCCAUGUCUGAGCUCGGCAGGGAGGAUAGCAACCCGACAAUCCGAUGCCAGCUACCUCCUCUUGAGGAGCAAAUCCCUACUAUCGAAGAGAAAUCAGAAACUCAAGAGUCUCCUCUCUCCAUAGCACAACCUGAACCCCCUAUGACUGCCCCAUACUCCACAAGUUCGAUAUUCGCCGACAUGAGUGCCGAGCAAGCUGAGCUUACUUGGCCACUCACUCAUCGCCCGGGGCCAGAUUCUUCUUCUACUUUCCAAUCGCCCAGCCGUAUCCAGUCCCCGGAACCGCCAGAAGUAGCUCCCGAAACCCCUCGAACAACAGCAGGAGACGUUACCGAAUUUUACGACUGUACAGCUAUGGUCCUAUCCCCCUCCUCUGAUUCACCUCUUGCUACCUGUUCUUCGUCAGCACCCCUUACGAGCCUCUUGGUACAGCCUACAAAAGCUCUCUUCGAAGCUCAGACAGCUCAUACAAUUGCACUCAGCACCGAACUUGAACUUUACAAGGAUCUUACCGAAAAACUCCGCAAUGAAGUCUCAGAAAGAGACGAGGUGCUCGCUAAACUGAAUAUGCGAGCUUUGGAAGCGGAGAUGUUGUACUCCCAGGUGCAAGAUCUGAAGAAGGCGCUAGCUGUUGCUAACGCAAAAGCACAACAAGCGGAGGUACAAGCUCAAACCGCUCAACAGCAAACAUUGCCAAAUCUAGACUUGAACUCUCCGACUCCCCUCAUGCGUACCCGGAGUGCUGGUCUUCCCUCUGAUAGGACUAUGGCCGCCCAAAGUGAAGCGCGUGACCUCGAGAUUCGACUUGCUAAAGCUUUAGCAGAUGCCGCAGCCACCUCGCGCCAGCUGGAGGAGGUCAAGAAUUCUCGAGACCAACAAGCUCUUCAGCUCGAGGAAGCCCGAGCUGAAUUGAGAGAUAAAGAUGAUCGUGAGAAAAGCCGCCUGAUCAAGGCUUCCCACCCCGAAGAGAAUGAAGAAGAUGGGGAAGUGGAGAAAAUGCGAAAAGAGAUGAAGGAGUUGCAACGAAAGGUGGGAGAGAUGGAGGGCAAGGAAGAGGAAGUACAAGCUUUGAGGCAAGAGUUAGAAGAGGUACAUCGUGAACUUGAGGAAGUCAAGGAUCAGGGGAGUGAGGUUCAAGCUCUCAGAACGGAACUGUCUAGUGCUCAUCACCAACUGGAUGAAUACGAGCUGAUGAAGGCCGACGUGGAUGCCCUUCAAAAGGAGCUUGCCGACUUGAGGCACCACGUCCAGGAGCUCAAACAAGUGAAGGCCGCAGACGAAGAGGAGAUUGAAACCCUUCUGGAUCAGGUUGCCAAGCUUGAAGUCGAAAGUCGAGACGUGGAGGAUUUAAAAUAUCAUUUUGACCAGCUUAAACAGGUCAAAACGGCCAAUGAGGAAGAGAUUGAAAACCUUUUGAGGCAAAUCGAGAAGCUUAAGGCGGAGAGAAGGCAGGAAGACGAGUGGAAGAGCAAGGUGGAGGAACUGAGUAAGAGAGUAGAUAUGGAAGGCAUGAGAAGGCAGAAUGUAGAGCUUGAACUAGAGGAGGUCAGGAGUAGGGAGAUCAAGCUGGAAGGAGAGAACCGAGAGCUUCGAAAGAGCCUUCAAUCCACUCGGGAACAACUCGUUCAAGCACAGUCAGUCCCUACCACCUCCCUGGCCGACGCGCAGGAACUCCAAUCGCUCCGCGUCCAGAUCGACCACCUCAAGUCUCAAUCGGCUUCGAAAGACUUGGAAAUCACCAAUCUUCAACGACGUAAAGCGGAGUUGAAGGAGGAUAGGGAGAUGCUCAACAUCGCAUUGGAUUCGAAGCAACAAGAGGUCGAGCUGAUGAAACGGAAGUUUGGAGUUCGCGGAGUUGCGGGUAGUACACCUCUCGGAGCGUCCCAACGCACUAAUCUCGACCAAGGUACCACUCCUUCCAUGACCAACGAAUCUUUCCUCCCCAAGACCCUUACUCGCCGUCGAUCGUCUCUUGCGAUACAGACCCCUGUCCCAGACUACUCUAAGCGGCAUUCACUGGAAACGCCUUUACAAGGCAACCACCGCCACGGAGUGCAGCUGUAUCCGAGCACGAAAGUUGCAUCAAGAGUGAUGCAGAGAAGCGAAUCUAGAGAGGAGAACAUACCUCCAUCACGCGCAUCUGUGGGUGGUAGUGCAGCGAGGUACGGUAGUUUGAGAACGAAGGAAAGGGAAAUGACACUGGCAUAAGAAGAUGGAAGGUUGGUGUAUAUUUACUAUUCUUGAGUUUUGUUUGAUCCUUUUUGGACAUUCGGGUACUGUGCGUAUUCAUACUGUGCAAUGAUAUAUAAUGAUUAUGAAUGAGAUUCUA